AUGCUAGCCUAUUACCCUCCGCGGCAACACAUGCAUCAUCACUUUGCACAUCCCGACUUCGACACGUCAACGUCACUGUCGCAAACUCAAUUCUACGACACCAUCGCGCAACAACACUACAACUCUACCACCCACGACCUCAGCAACAGAUUGUUAGACGCUUGCUACGCUCAGACUCCGGCUAUUGAAAAUACAAUUCACGACUCGGGCGCAAACCAGUUUAUGUCGAGCGCUUACGAUCUCCAGAACCCGGCCAUCAGGAUCCAGCAGUCCACACCGGCACCUCAGUAUCCAUCGACUUACGCACACACUUCAUUUGUGCCGGACGCGAACGUGCAACAGUACUACUGGAACAUGUACAAUGCGAGCAGCGCGCAGAUGGCUACCGAACCGACACUGCAAACACACAGCAGAAGAUCGAGGAACCAUCAACGAGCUCCUUCGACCUCGUCGAUAGCAUCAAGCAGCAGCUCAGCCUCCCAGUACUCACACAGCCACGGCUACACUCACGAACCUGAGCGCUCGCCGUCGCAUCCGAAGGUCGAGUCAUUAAAGGGUGCUGACGAAGCAUCAAGAUCGUUCUCGAACCAUCUACCGACCCCUUCACACACUCCAACUCAGGACUCCUUUCUUUCCAGCCACAGACAACGACUGCAGAGCUGCAACAUGGAGUCCGCUCAGUCGUCGCUACGGCAUGAGGCAGCGGACGAGGACGUGCCUGCCUUCACGCCAUCAGGCAAGGACUCAGUAUCAAGUUACGGGCAGACAUCCCCAUCGACACCACACACCACACAGGGCGAUGAGUAUGAUGACCGAUUCAAGGUGCCUUCAACGGGUGAGAUUAUCUCCAGCUCGAUCGAGACCUGGAUAAGCGAUUACUUACUUUUCGAUGAUGAUGCAGACAUGACCAGACAAAGCAUGCCGAUCAAACUUGAUCGGACAAUGUCCGACAUCUAUCAAGAUGAGCUUUACAACCCGGCGAAUGCUGCAGCGCUCGCGGUGCAAGUACCAUCGCGGCCCAUCAACGCCAACCUCUUGACACCAUACCGCAACACCAUGGUACACAAUCGCUUGCAGGCAGCGGACGCUGCCCGCUCUCAGUCACCAGCCAGUGCGAUAUCACGAGAGGUUUCACCGUUCCGGUUUGGCUCUCAGCACGACCCAGGCCACGCAUCUUCACCGCGACCCAGGCUAGCUACUGCCUCGCAAGCGCGAGAGCAGCAGAAGGCCGAGGCCGAUGCUUAUGCGGCUCGACAACUAUCAGAGCCGCUACCUGAGGAGCCGCCCAAGACUAUCUCACCUAAGGAAGCAAUGCUCGACUACCACGAGACCGAGGAAGAUGCGAAGAUGCCGCUUUUCCCCGAUGGUGGGUCCGGCGAGUAUGGCCAGCAGUACAACGGUGGCAAUAACAUUAGUCAUUACGACAACUCCUCCGAAGCCAGCUAUGGCCAUGUCGCCACCGCUCAGAACGGUACCUGGCAGGCACCACAGCGGACGAGCCCGGCCUUCCCCAACGCAUCAGUUCCUCAGUCCAACUUCACCUUUGCGACACCUUCCCUACCUAUGGCACUGCCAUUCGACAACCCGCAAUACCGUCCUGCUACUAUCAUCUCUUCCGGGCCUGAGCCCACGCCGGAGUUCCCCGCUCACCUGACUUCGAUGGAGUCGAGCGCUAGCGAAGCUCCUGACUCCAACCCAUCUAGCCAGCAGGAGGCACCGAUGCAGAAGCCCGCUGGCGCCACUGCCGACUCCGGUACCUACACAUGUACGUACCACGGCUGCACGCUUCGCUUCGAGACACCACAGAAGCUGCAGAAGCACAAGCGCGACGGCCAUCGUCAGACCGUUCAGCCAACGCCGAUCACACCAGGCAUUGGCAGCGGCAUGACGUCGGCGGCCCUCAUGGCUCGCAACUCGCAAGCCGGGCCGCACAAGUGCGAGCGCAUCAACCCAACCACCGGCAAGCCUUGCAACACCAUUUUCUCCCGGCCGUACGACCUGACCCGGCAUGAGGACACCAUUCACAACAACCGCAAGAUGAAGGUCCGGUGCGCGCUCUGCGUUGAGGAGAAGACAUUCUCGCGUAACGACGCACUGACCCGUCACAUGAGGGUCGUGCAUCCAGAGAUUGACUUUCCGGGUAAGAACCGCCGGCGGGGUGGCAGUGAACACUAG
This is a messenger RNA of Coniosporium apollinis CBS 100218, 2175 nucleotides long. RefSeq lists its product as uncharacterized. Lineage: Eukaryota; Fungi; Ascomycota; Dothideomycetes. The transcript has a single exon. The record is from RefSeq and is a predicted model, not a curated record. Gene Ontology annotation, cellular component: nucleus. Gene Ontology annotation, biological process: regulation of transcription by RNA polymerase II. Bases 1 to 2175 code for a protein of 724 amino acids.